Molecule: messenger RNA, 831 nt
Organism: Emericellopsis cladophorae
Lineage: Eukaryota; Fungi; Ascomycota; Sordariomycetes; Hypocreales; Bionectriaceae
Exons: 5
Coding region: 1-831 (276 amino acids)
Source: RefSeq, a predicted model, not a curated record
AUGCAAGCGACGGCGCCGCCCGGCCCCACCACGUCCGCACCCGCUCAGAAUAUCAAGCGCUGCAAAAUCGCCAAGAUGCCCGUCUCCCAGAUCCAGGGGCAGAAAGUGUACUAUCAGCACUCGUCGCCCACAGAUACAAAUGGAACCACCAUUGUCCUGAUCCAUGGCUUGGGGUCGUCACACGCCUUCUAUGAGCCAAUCGUUCCUGAACUCAUGAAGCAUGGCUACGCAUGCCUCGCCAUUGAUACUCCAGGGAGUGGUUCCUCGCAACCAGCGAGCAAAGACCGAACCCCCAAGGAGAUUGCGAGUGUCAUCAGCGACCUCCUGAACACCUUGUCUAUCAACAUGUCCAAAAGCAUCGUAGUCGGCCACUCCAUGGGCGGCAUGAUCGCCUCUGAACUGGCAGUGCAGGGUGUUCUCGGCAGCGUCCUGAUCGGACCCGUGCAUCCUUCACCGAAACUGGCCACCGUCUUCAAUCAGCGUAUCGAGACUGUUCAGAAGAACGGCCUGGAGGCUCUGGCAGACACGGUACCCAAGGCUGCGACUGGAUCGCUGUCCACGCCGACGCACCAUGCCUUUAUCCGCGCCCUGAUCCUUUCGCAAACGACCGAGAACUACGCCUCCCUCUGUCGGACGAUUGCGACAGCCUCCGUGCCCGAGUACAGCAAGAUCAACUCACCCGUGCUGGUCAUUGCUGGGGGCGACGACAAGACGAGCCCUCUGGAGGGAUGUCAGACCAUCAUCAACAGGCAUGGCGUCGGUCAUUGGCAUGUCAUCGAGGCACCAGAGCAAAUCGGUCACCUCAUCGUCGACUUUGCCCAUUCUCUCUAG